AUGAAUCCUCAAUUUGAAAUCAAUUUACCAUAUGUACCACCAAACAUUUAUAAAUGUGUUAUCAAACUUUGGUGUCAAACUAAUAGUGAUUGGAAAUUAUUAUGUCUUUACAAGUUAAACUUGCGGAAAAUGAUUUCAGUUGAUAAUGAUUUGGAAAUUUUAGAUUUAUAUAAAACCAAUACGUUAAGUUUACAACUUAAUGACCAAUGGUUUACUUUCCAAGAUAUGUUGAAUAAAAGUAUAGUUGACAAAAACCCCAAUGUUUUACCUCAACCAAUACAGUCAUACACAUUUGAUUCGAUUCGUUGUUUGAAUAAUUUAUCCAAUUCAUUACAAGAAUUAGCUAUAUCGAAACAUAAUUUAAUGCAACAAAUAAAACUCUACAUUGGGAAUCUACAAGACUAUAAGAACAUAAAUAAUAUAAAUGUGGUUUUGAAUAAACUACAAUUUCAAGUUCAUAAACUAAAACAUGAUGUGAAUAAAUUAACUUUACAAAAUGAACAAUUGAAUAAUAAAAUUUACAAUAUCAAACAGAAAAUCAAUGAUUUGCAUAAUAUAAUUGAAAGUUUCAAUACCAAUACCAAAGAGAUUAUAGAAAACAAAUUAGAAUUAUAUGAUACCGAAAUACAAAAUAUGCAAGUAUUACAAUUAUCAUUACAACAACAAUUGAAUAAAUAUUUAAAGACAAAUAUGAAAUCAAUUGAGUUUGUAUUCCCCAUUGACAAUAUAGAUUCGACAAAAUUUUCCAUUUUAGGAUUUCAAUUCCCUCAAGAUCAUCAAGAAUUAUUAGCAAUUUGUUAUUAUAAUAAAUCGUCGAUUGAAUUGAAAAACCUGUAUUAUCAACCAGAAUUUGAUAGUGAAACACAAUGGCAUAAUUUUAAAACUCAACAAAUAAAUGCUGCAUUAUCAAUUAUUGUUCAAUUGAUGGUACUAAUUGCCGACAUCACUAAUACAGAUUACAAGUAUAAAAUGGUUUUACAGGGAAAUCAAAGUUAUAUUGUUGAUGAAAUAUCCAAAGAUUAUCCAAUCACUAAAAAAACUCUUGGUAAUGGGAAUGGCACGAGCUCAUACAGAUUCCCCUUGUAUUAUGAUUCUACAACUAAUGAAAAAGUAAUUAUGUCACUGGGGAAUCAAUCAAUGAUUAUGAAUCAAGAAUUUGAAUAUGGAUUGAAAUUAUUAAACAAGAAUUUAGUGAUCUUGAUAGAUAAAAUUCAAAGUUUGAUGAUUGGUGAUGGUUCAGGAAAUUAUGAUAGUCAUGUUCCCAUAGAAUGUCUAGAUAAUAUUCUAUGGAAUUUAAAAUAUCUAGAAUUAUUCAUGACAGUUUGA
Molecule: messenger RNA, 1326 nt
Organism: Candida albicans SC5314
Lineage: Eukaryota; Fungi; Ascomycota; Pichiomycetes; Serinales; Debaryomycetaceae
Exons: 1
Coding region: 1-1326 (441 amino acids)
Biological process (GO): SNARE complex assembly
Cellular component (GO): endosome; lytic vacuole
Molecular function (GO): SNARE binding
Source: RefSeq, a predicted model, not a curated record